Molecule: messenger RNA, 1145 nt
Organism: Lepus europaeus (European hare)
Lineage: Eukaryota; Metazoa; Chordata; Mammalia; Lagomorpha; Leporidae
Gene: PDCD2L
Product: programmed cell death 2 like
Exons: 7
Coding region: 1-1101 (366 amino acids)
Cellular component (GO): cytoplasm
Source: RefSeq, a predicted model, not a curated record
AUGGCGGCCGUCCGGCGGCCUGUGCUGCUCGGGCUCCGAGACGCGGCGGUGCGCGGCAACCCCACGGGGCCAGGCGCCUGGACCGCCAGCAAGCUGGGCGGCCUUCCGGACGCCCUGCCCGCCGUGGCGGCGCCGAGGCCGGCGUGUGCGCGCUGCGCGGAGCCGCUCGCCCUGGUCGUGCAGGUGUACUGCCCGCUGGAGGGGUCUCCGUUUCACCGGGUGCUGCACGUGUUCGCUUGCGCCCGCCCCGGCUGCGGCGACGGCGGGGCGCGCAGCUGGAAGGUGUUCCGCUCCCAGUGCCCGCAGGUGCCGGAGGAGGCGGCGCAGGACCCCCAGAAGCAGGAAGAUGGCCUCGCAGCUGAGGACUGGUGCGAAGGUGCAGACGACUGGGGCAGUGACAGUGAGGAGGCGCCUGCGCCGCAGAUGCCCUGGGAUUUUGGAAAGGAACCUGCCAGCGCCAAAGGUGCAGACUGGACUGCGCGGCUCCAGCACCUGUGCCUGCAGGACGCCGCCCAUCCCACACCCGCAAGGGGAGGGGCAGGGGUGGCCUCGCCCUCUGCGGCGCCGCAGUUCCUGCCCCACUACAUCUGUGUGGUGGAGGAGGACGACUACAGGGACGACUGCUGCGCCGGCCUGGACCACGCCCGCAGCCUCCUGAGGCACUACGUGCAGAGAGAAGGAGUGGACCUGGAGCAGCUGCUCGCCCACGGUCUUUCUACUGAUGGUGAUGAAAAAUAUGAAAAGACUGUUAUGAAAAGUGGAGACCAGACGUUUUACAAAUUCAUGAAGAGAAUUGCUGUUUGUCAGGAGCAGAUUUUGAGGUAUUCCUGGAGUGGAGAGCCACUCUUCCUGACCUGCCCUGCGUCACAAGUCGCUGAGCUCCCAGCCUGCGGCCACUGUGGAGCCCAGAGGACAUUUGAGUUUCAGCUCAUGCCAGCGCUGGUCAGCAUGCUCAAGGGUGCUAAUUCAGGUGUUUCAGUGGAAUUUGGAACAAUUCUAGUUUAUACUUGUGAGAAGAGUUGCUGGCCUCAAAAUCAUCAGACGCCCAUGGAAGAAUUUUGUAUUAUACAAGAAGACCCAGAUGAAUCAUUAUUUAAGUAGAAUUUUUUUAUUUAUAUAAAUUAAAACAAAUUUUAAUGUCCAAA